CCGGCCUUCCACUCCCACUCCCUAGCCGGACACUGAGUAUCCAGAGCCUCUGCGACCCUGGUCCUCCCUCGUUGGCUACGCCCAGAACUGAGAGUGUAUGGAGUCUCGAUGACGGAAGUACCGCCGGUACGAGUUAUGCAGGUGGAGGAAGGGAUGACGACCAAAUGAGUUUCACGAGUGGGGUUAGUAUGGAGGAUCCAGACGUUAGGUUGGCAGCGGAAGCUUUGGGAAGUUUACGAGCAGAUUUGGAUUCACGACACACUCAAUCCCCAGCAACCAUUCCCCACACUCACCCCCGUCCUGGACCACGACAUGUCCAAGAAGAAGGGUUUGUUUCUAGGGUGUCGACAUACCCGGUCGUUUCUACCGCUGUCCGCGCAUACGAAGGUGGAAAGAAUAUGAGUAAUGUGUUCAAGUAUGGAGCGGAGAUGGUGGAGAGUGUUGCCAGACCCGUGGUGAGGCCGUUCGAUGAUAUUCUUUGUAGGGGUUUGGACACGUCUGAAUCUUUCGCUGAUGAGUGUGUACAGAUUGAGAGGAGGUAUUCGCAGCCGACGCAACCAAGACCGGAACUGGCACCGGCACCGGUUGCAGAGCACCGCCGUGAAAGGAAUGGCUAUGGGCAGGAGUAUCCGGAGGCACGCACGCCCACCGCUCCCACCCCGACCUCAUCGCACAAACGCAAACGCACCGACGACCCCCAAACAUCACCCCUUACCUCCACCUCCACCAACCUCGAACUUGCCACAAUCCCCCAAACCUCGACCGAACUCACAACCCGGAACUCCCCGUCCCGCUGGCAAACCGUCCUCGUCGGUGCCGGCGGCUUGGGCGCAGCGAUGUCCGAGGAAUCUCUAAAAAGCCUCCGUUACUGCCUUCAGUGGCUCCGAUACGCGAAUGACCAUCUCGCUGCCACCAUAUCCACACUCCAGAGUUUAUUGGUCUCGUUCUCGAAUGUGGGAGGUGGGACAAUGGGAAGAGGGAAUGAGGGGGCAGUCGCGCAGAGCACGGAGUUGAGUCGGAGGGUGGCGGUGAUUAAGCAGGAUAUUGUUGAGACGUUGAGGAAGGUCGUUGGUGUUGUGUCGCAUUACGCCGGUGCAUCUCUGCCAGAACCUGCGAGGGGGAGGGUUAGGGCGUAUGUGUUGUCCUUACCGGGACGCUGGGCUGCGGUGGCACAAGCACAAGACCCCGUCUCACAACCUCACGGCCAUCUCAAUGGACACCACGGGCCGAGUCCGGAGGAGAGGAGUGCAGGCCGUGUUUUGACCUUGGCGAAAGAGAGUUUGGAUUGUCUUUGGGGUGUUACGGGGAUUGUUGCUGAGGUUUUGGAGAGGGCUGAUGAGUGGUGUGAGAGGUUGGGGAGGAGUAGGGGGGAUGUUCUCACAGAAGAGUGGCAGCCGGGGAUGGGUGGGGUUAGGGGGUUGUUGAUGGAGAGGGAGGAGAGGGAUGGGGAUCAAUCGAUGGGGGAGGAGGAGGUGGAGAUGAAGAAGGAGGUGUAAGAUUAUGCGAAAGUGGAAGUUGAGGGAGGGAAGGCGUUUUUCGGCGAACAUUGGUAUCUGGUCGUCUUGCUUGUGGAGUUUUUGGCAUUGUUAGUGUCGGCGGCUGUUGUAGGGAAUUCUUUGUUCUUGGAUUGGAACGCUCAUAGCCUAUUGCCUAUUAAUUAGGAGUUUUGAGGGAGGAAUGAAGGAAGGUUUAUUCUUGGGACGUAAUUCUUGGCUAUUAUUGCUCUGGGGGAAAAUGAGGAAACAUGUCCUUUUGCUGCCAUCCUUGAGUGGUAAGGUACGAUCGAAAUCACACAUCGGACAUACCCAAACAUCUUUCGAGCAGUCAAGCGAUCACUGCGUGCUGUUCGGCAGCAUC
This is a messenger RNA of Saitoella complicata NRRL Y-17804, 1857 nucleotides long. RefSeq names its product transcription factor Opi1. Gene Ontology annotation, cellular component: endoplasmic reticulum; nucleus. The transcript is spliced from 3 exons. Gene Ontology annotation, biological process: phospholipid biosynthetic process; endoplasmic reticulum unfolded protein response; regulation of transcription by RNA polymerase II. Bases 165 to 1496 code for a protein of 443 amino acids. NCBI's taxonomy places the organism in Eukaryota, Fungi, Ascomycota, Saitoellomycetes, Saitoellales, Saitoellaceae. The record is from RefSeq and is a predicted model, not a curated record. Gene Ontology annotation, molecular function: transcription corepressor activity.